Molecule: messenger RNA, 1531 nt
Organism: Dermacentor albipictus
Lineage: Eukaryota; Metazoa; Arthropoda; Arachnida; Ixodida; Ixodidae
Product: sodium-coupled monocarboxylate transporter 2-like
Biological process (GO): transmembrane transport
Cellular component (GO): membrane
Molecular function (GO): transmembrane transporter activity
Source: RefSeq, a predicted model, not a curated record
CCCGGAAGCAAAGUGACGGCGACAGAAGUGUUCCUCGGAGGGAGGAUGCUCAAGACGUUUCCCCUGGCCGCCUCUUCCGUCGUGUCACUCUUCUCUUCAACUGGUCUCAUCGGCCUUCCGGCUCACUACUACGCGUACGGAUGGCACAUGACUUGGUCCUUCCUGACGCCCCUGUUCUGCAUUCCUUUUGGUACCCACGUUUUUAUGCCCGUGCUCUACAGGCUUCGCAUCACAUCGAUAUUCGAGUCAAUCGUCGGCGCCUCUUCUGUGUUUGCUGCAUCGCUGGCGCUUGUUACAGUUACAGCUUUGACUUAAUACGCGAAGAAACAAUCUGGUCUUGCUUACUCGGCUCUACGGCAAUGUCAAUAUAUCGUCUAUGCCUGGACCAAAUGGUGGCGCAGAGGAUCCUGGCGUCUCGAACACUGGAAGAAGCUCAAAGAACAACCUGUGCUGGUGCGGUCCUCAUCGUUCUGUUCUAUUUUGCCGCUUUUUCUCUCGGAGUGGCGAUGACACUCUGGUUUCAUGGCUGUGACCCUAGCUUAAUGGGAGCCAUUUCGGGCGUUGACCAGGUCUUGCCAUACUACGUUAAAACGUACCUCAUCAAUGUGCCCGGGCUUUCGGGGCUCUUUCUCGCUGGAGUCGUGAGCGCUGCAACAAGCACAGUUUCGUCUACAGUGAACUCCCAAGCUGCUAUUCUUUACGUAGAUGUGAUUGUUCAUCGGUACAAGAACGCUGAAAAACAUGUGCAAUGGAUUAAUCGCAGCACAGCACUGGCAUUGGGAAUUUUGAUGACAGUGUGCAGUAUGCUCUGUGCACACAUGGGCUCAAUGACACAGAACAAUGCCGGUGCUGUACCAUCGGUCCUGAUUUACAAGUCCCUUACUAUGGUGUACAAUGGCAUGACUGCACCUUUUGUCGGUUUAUGCCUACUGGGCGUCCUAUUCCCGUUCGUUCGGGCAAAGGGUGCCGGGGUGGCAACAACCGCUAUGGUUGUGUAUCAACUGUUACACAUCGCAAGCAUACUACGGAGUGGAAGAAACCUUCCCAGAAUGGAGACAUCCCUGGACUACUGCUUCCUCAACGGCAGUGGCAUUUCUUCGCCAUUAAACACUACCUUCGAUAUUCCACAGGAAGAGGCAAACGACUCGUUUAUCCUGUUCCGUGUGUCCUCCCUUUGGAGCAGCUUCUUUGCUAUUUUCGGUACAGUUUUGCUGGGAGUAAUCGUGAGCGCUGUGACAGGCGAAUUCAAAACCAGAGAAGACCUAUCUCCGUUGUGCUGGAAUUGUGCGGUGAGAUUUUGGGAAAAGUCAACAUUCUUAUCGCGUCAGAAAUCGGCAAAGGAAAGCAAGGCAGCAUAUUUCGGCACUGCUACACUGAACUUCGGAAUAGAAGACGCAGCGUUGCUUUCGCAAAAUAAAGAGACGUCUGCAUAAAUAAAAGCGGCACAAAGGGCAACGAACAAAGGGAAGCAACCCGACACAUUGGCAGGCUGUGCCGCAAAUAAACUGGGUAUGUGCCGUUUUUCGAGAAA